GCGGCGGCGGCGGCGGCGGGGGACAACUCAAGAGGAGAAGUAACGGGCUCCGGCGGGGGUAUCGACCCGAACUGCAGGCCUCCGACUUCGGGACAGCUAUCGGAGAGUGAUUCGGGCGGUUCGGAUGGAGUCCCAGGACGUAUCGGGGGACCCUGGAGGGCAGCGAGGCUUCAUCUGCGCCUCGUUCAACCAGGACACCACUUCUUUGUCUGUGGGAACUAAGACAGGCUACCGGCUUUUCUCCGUCACAGCUGUGGACAAACUGGACUGUAUCCACCAGGGAGUGGAGUGUCCUGACGUCUAUAUAGUGGAGCGAUUGUUCUCCAGCAGCCUGGUCGUGGUGGUCAGCCUUUCCAUGCCCCGACGAAUGAACGUCUACCACUUUAAGAAGGGAACAGAGAUUUGUAACUACAGCUACUCCAACAACAUUCUCUCCGUCAAGCUCAACAGACAGCGGCUCGUGGUGUGCCUGGAGGAGUCGAUCUACAUCCACAAUAUCAGAGACAUGAAGCUUCUCAAGACCCUGCUGAACACGCCCAUCAACCCCUCAGGUCUGUGUGCGCUCUCUGUCAAUCAUGGCAACUCGUUCCUGGCGUACCCCGGCAGCUCCACCAUCGGAGAGAUCACGGUCUACGACGCGAACAACCUGAGCACGGUGACUCUGAUCCAGGCCCACGACAGUCCGCUGGCGGCUCUCACAUUUAACGCUUCUGGCUCCAAACUGGCCAGUGCAUCCGAGAAGGGCACUGUAAUCAGAGUUUUCAGUGUUCCUGAGGGUCAAAGGUUGUUUGAAUUUCGGCGAGGGAUGAAAAGAUACGUUAGCAUCAGCUCAUUGUCCUUCAGCGCCGACGCUCAGUUCCUGUGUGCCUCGAGCAACACCGAGACUGUUCACAUCUUUAAACUGGAACAACACAGCCCUCAAGACGAGGAGUCUCCGACGUGGUCGGCGUACGUGGGCAAAAUGUUCACGGCUGCCAGCACUUACUUACCCACCCACGUGUCCGACAUGAUGCACCAGGACAGAGCAUUCGCAACUGUUCGACUCAACAUGUUUGGCUUGAAGAACAUCUGCGCUCUGGCCAUGAUUCAGAAGCUUUCUCGCCUGCUGGUUGCUUCCUCAGAAGGUUUCCUUUACAUUUAUAACGUGGAUCCCCAGGAUGGAGGCGAGUGUGUACUGGUUCAAAAACACAGACUCUUUGAAUCUACAGAGGAGCAGGAAGAAGAGAAGGAAGAGCAGAACCAAGAGGAUGUGCCUCCACAACCAGCCAGCCAAUCGUACGCUGCCACCGUGGCUCUCCCUCCCACCCUGCCCUCCUCCACUACACUCAUGGGCUACUCUGAAGACGGUGGAGCCCAGAAGGGCGAAGUCAUCCCUGAGCACGAAUUUGCAGAAGGCCCCAUUUGUCUGGAUGACGAAAACGAGUUCCCUCCGGUCGGCAACCAGAGUAACUAAUCCAAUCUCCUUCGCUUCCCAACAUCCCCCUCGCACCUCUGCACCAAAACCAGUUCUUUGUAUGAGAAGGACUGGACAGAAAUAUUCCUGACGAGUUGAAACGUUUCAGCUCAUGUUCCUUCCCAGAUGUUUCCCCUGCUGACUUUGGGUCGAAUCUUCCAGAGUGUUACUUCCUGGUGUGCUGGUGUUCUAUGUUCCCCUCACUUACUGGAAGGAAUCUGGGAAAAGAAAACUCUAAAGCAGAGCAAUCCACUUGAGUAAAACAAAAAAUAAACACCUGUAGAACAUUCACUUUUGGCAUAGACAGACUUAAAAAGCUGUCUAAAAAAUUCCUCCUGUCAAUUCCUAAUUAAUGCCAGUACCAACAGUGUUCUACAUUUGUAACAACUGCACACAACAGAAACCCUGACMGCCAGUAUACAUUACCGUUACUAAACCUAUGUUGUUUGGUUUAUGACUUGGGAAGCCUUUAAAACUUUUUGCAUUUCUGACUUUUUCCUUUUCUCUUUUUAAGUUGAGUAGCAAGAAAAGAAAUGUCUCAUAAAUYUGACUGAGCAUGAUCCAAUAUUUUUAUUUGUGAAUAGAAACAGGCUUGAAUCAUUGCCUUUUUCUUGGUCCAUUUUUCUCACAUAAUCUUGGCCUUUUUUUUUCAGCACAGGACUGCAUUAUUUUCCAAAACCAUCUUUAAAAAAAAAUUCUAACAAUAUGAUCUUGUUUCCACAACCAUGCGAAAAUGCUGAAUAUGACCCUAAACACUGUAGGAACUAUGCCAAGCCUGUAAGUGGCGCUGCAACACAACCAUGAACAAAAAACUGUAUCCAUGAAACAAGGAGAGCAUAAAUUUUACACAUUUAAACGCAACAAGAUGAACUGGACACCUUUUGCUUAUAUGUCACAUUAGAGUUGGGGCUAAAACAUCAUCCUUUUUGAAGGGUUGUGUUUUAGCAGUUUACAUGAAAACACACAAGUGGCAUUUCAAGAUUUUUUCGCUUUUGAACCUUUGGGGCUUCAUUUAUGUGUGGACGCAAGAUGGAAAYGAUAAAAAUGUUUCAUGUAUUGUAGACGGAUCAGGUUCAUGUCUUAAACUUUUUAAAAAAUUUCUUUUUUUAAUAGCACUUUUCAGGAGAAUAACACAUCUGAUUAUAAGACGCUGUCCCUACAUUUCCUUUUUAGAUUUUGCCAAAAUAAUAAAUCAGUGAUAGUAUACCAUCCUAA
Austrofundulus limnaeus is the source of this 2668-nucleotide messenger RNA. RefSeq names its product WD repeat domain, phosphoinositide interacting 1 (gene wipi1). The record is from RefSeq and is a predicted model, not a curated record. Lineage: Eukaryota; Metazoa; Chordata; Actinopteri; Cyprinodontiformes; Rivulidae. Gene Ontology annotation, molecular function: protein binding.